Molecule: messenger RNA, 1047 nt
Organism: Tachyglossus aculeatus (Australian echidna)
Lineage: Eukaryota; Metazoa; Chordata; Mammalia; Monotremata; Tachyglossidae
Gene: GPR50
Product: G protein-coupled receptor 50
Exons: 2
Coding region: 1-915 (304 amino acids)
Biological process (GO): G protein-coupled receptor signaling pathway
Cellular component (GO): membrane
Molecular function (GO): melatonin receptor activity
Source: RefSeq, a predicted model, not a curated record
AUGGUCACAGUUAUCACAGGUACCUUCCUGUGGACCCAGAGUCCCAGUGGGAACAUCUUUGUGAUCAGUUUAUCUGUGGCCGACCUGGUUGUUGCAGUGUAUCCCUACCCUUUAAUCUUAAGUGCAAUUUUCCACAAUGGGUGGACUCUGGGAAACAUUCACUGCCAGAUCAGUGGCUUUCUCACAGGUCUAAGUGUUAUUGGGUCCAUCUUUAAUAUCACGGCCAUCGCCAUCAACAGAUACUGCUACAUCUGUCACAGCCUCCGAUACGCCAGCCUGUUCACCCUCAAGAACACUUGCCGUUACCUUUGCCUGAUGUGGAUAUUAACAGUGAUAGCCGUCGUGCCAAACUUUUUUGUGGGCUCUCUUCAGUAUGAUCCUCGGAUUUACUCCUGUACCUUCACCCAAACAGUCAGUUCAUCCUAUACCAUUACAGUAGUGGUCAUCCACUUUAUCGUUCCUCUGUCAGUGGUGACGUUCUGCUACAUGAGGAUAUGGAUUCUGGUGAUUCAAGUCAAACACCGGGUGAGGCAAGACUCCAAGCAGAAGCUAAGAGUGGCCGAUUUUCAAAAUUUCCUAACUAUGUUUGUGGUUUUCAUCCUGUUUGCAGUCUGCUGGGGACCAUUAAAUUUUAUAGGUCUUGCCGUUGCUAUCAAUCCUUGGAAAGUGGCACCACAGAUUCCAGAGUGGCUGUUUGUUAUGAGCUACUUUAUGGCCUACUUUAACAGUUGUCUGAAUGCCGUGAUCUAUGGGUUUCUCAACCAGAAUUUCCGAAAGGAAUACAAACGCAUCUUUCUGACUCUGAGGACCCCAAGGUUACUCUUUGCCAGUUUGUCAAGGGGUGGAACGGAAGGGAUCAAGAGCAAACUAUCCCCAGUCAGGACAAAGAAAAAUCAAGCUGAAAUCCAUGUGUAAUGAAGAGUGACUCUGUCCAUGUUAAUGGGUGAUUCCAGUUGUAAGGUUUGUCCCGCUUGCUCAUUUCAAAACUCGAACCUUUGAUUUUUGAUUUCCCCCUGGGGCUAGCUGGCUUGAAUCGUGGUAGUCUCC